AUGCAUUUCGCAAAAAUUUUCUGUUUCUACCUUUCCGCUACCAGCGCCGUGAAGCACUAUGGCAUGGCACCCUCAGAAGAAUUGCAGGCCCUGAUCACAGGGCAUGCCCAGAAAUGCUUGGACAGUGAUCUGAGCCUGGUCAUGUUCACAACGGACAAUCAUCAAACCCACGAUGGAAUCGACUUCCUAUCGUCUGAGAUGGGUAUCUUCAACCAGACGAUCUUUGACUUUCUCACGCCGGCGGAGGUCGUCGAAAUUAGCCUCGAUACCAGGAGUCCCGUCAAGGGCAAAAUGUGA
Molecule: messenger RNA, 297 nt
Organism: Penicillium paradoxum
Lineage: Eukaryota; Fungi; Ascomycota; Eurotiomycetes; Eurotiales; Aspergillaceae
Exons: 1
Coding region: 1-297 (98 amino acids)
Source: RefSeq, a predicted model, not a curated record